AUGCUGAGCAGAGACCCACUUUCUCAGCCCCGCUCCACUGUGUUGUCUUUUCGCCAACUGACCAGGCUGAAGCAGCAGCAGGAGAGACUGCAGGAACGCCUGCCUCUGGAGGCAGGCGUAAGGGACAGACUGCAUUUUCGCAAAGCAACCCAAGGGGUCACAGCAGCCCCUACGCAGACAAGCGGAAUCGCAGCCCUAGACUGUGCAUUUAGGCACUUGCCCCGCCCAGAGCGCGCUCGUGGCCACGCCCCUACCCUGGAUCCUUCCUUUGGUGAAGGCGCUCUAUUCCAUUUACAGGAUUCGGGGCGGGGCCAGCAGGGCGCAGGCGCAAAGGGAAGCGGAAGUAGGAACUGGAGAAGAAAAGAGGAGAAGGGUUUGCACUGUUUCGCUGAGCCUGCCGUGACGUUCCUCCUCCUCCCGCGGGAAGAGGCGGGUGUCAGCGCUCGCCCAGGCUCCUCCCUUCCCCGCCCCCUGCCUGGGAGUCCCGGGCAGCUACCGUCUGUGCCAGCCGAGAUGGCGCUGGACCCCGCAGAUCAACAUCUGAGACAUGUUGAAAAAGAUGUUUUGAUCCCUAAAAUAAUGAGAGAAAAGGCCAAAGAGAGGUGUUCUGAACAAGUUCAAGAUUUUACCAAAUGUUGCAAAGACUCUGGACUCCUGAUGGUAAUAAAAUGUCGGAAAGAAAAUUCUGCAUUGAAAGAAUGUCUUACUGCUUACUAUAAUGAUCCAGCCUUUUAUGAAGAAUGCAAAAUGGAAUACCUGAAUGAAAGGGAAGAAUUCAGAAGAACUGGAAUUCCUAGCAAGAAAAGGCUACAGAAACUUCCGACAAGCAUGUAGCAAACAUUCAAAUGAGAGAAACACUCAUAUUCAUAGAAAUUAUCUGUGGUAUAAAUCAUGUGAAAUGAUGGAUUCACAAUAAGAAUGUAUGUUUCCUUUAAUUACAAAUAUUAAUUUUAUAUGAAAUAAAAGAUUUUUGUUGCAGAAUUUUGAUUUAUUAAAUAUGCAAAAAGAUUAAAUACUGAAAUGGAA
This is a messenger RNA of Cavia porcellus (domestic guinea pig), 1026 nucleotides long. RefSeq names its product C-X9-C motif containing 1 (gene Cmc1). The transcript is spliced from 5 exons. The record is from RefSeq and is a predicted model, not a curated record. The coding region runs from base 1 to 834 and encodes 277 amino acids. Gene Ontology annotation, cellular component: mitochondrion. NCBI's taxonomy places the organism in Eukaryota, Metazoa, Chordata, Mammalia, Rodentia, Caviidae.